Ooceraea biroi (clonal raider ant) is the source of this 6700-nucleotide messenger RNA. RefSeq names its product BTB/POZ domain-containing protein Ktl (gene Ktl). Gene Ontology annotation, molecular function: protein binding. Lineage: Eukaryota; Metazoa; Arthropoda; Insecta; Hymenoptera; Formicidae. Gene Ontology annotation, biological process: protein homooligomerization. The record is from RefSeq and is a predicted model, not a curated record.
CAUUACCGUCGCGCUACGCUCGCGGAGUCCACGAAGAGCGAGCGGAGGAGAGUGCGUCCAGCCGCGCGCGCCAACCGUCUAGGCGAGGAAGCGCGCAGUCGAGAGAGCCGAGCGAGCGGAGCUGAGCUCGGUCUUCGUCGUAGGCUUCCGACGUAGGCGCAGUCUGUCCCGCCUCGCCGUUCAGGCCACUUCCUCGGUCGCGAUCAGCAAUCGGGCGGGCACCAACCCGUGCACCCAGAAUCGGCCUCGAACGUCAACACCUGCUGAAAGCGACAUCAGGAUCAGUCCGGUCGGUCGAGCCUCUCUCCUCGAGAGCGUGUUCUCACGUGCGUGCCAAGUACGUACGAGUGGCUUCAGGAUCAAUUCGUGCUUCCACGCCGAUCAACAUCUGCCAGAGACCGGUAUUGUUCCAUCAACACUGAGCAGCAUUAGCGCAUCGACUUUGGGACUCCCUGGGUCGUCGACCCGUGGUCUUUCUACUGUACAUCGUCCUGCGCGAGUGCCGCGUAGCGUUCCGUGAUUCCGCAUCCGCGUUUUGAUCCUUCGUGGGGAUUUCGCAGCUACGAGUACCUCGUUCCUCGCGGUGAUCCCUGAUCUUAGAUCGUCGGUGUCGAGGGAACCGUACCGUCGUGGUCCACGCGACCACCAGUUGUCUUCUCUCUUGCUCUCUCGCGUCGCGCCAAGCCGCUAGCAUGGGGGACCAGGAGCAACAGGAAACGAUGCCAAGCGUGGUGGAGCUGAACGUGGGCGGCGUCUUCUACACAACCGCCCUGACCACGCUGACUCGCGAGAGCGACUCGCACCUGGCGGCGCUCUUCACGGGCAAGUCCGCCGUGGAGAAGGACGCCAAGGGCAAGUACUUCCUGGACCGCGAUGGGGUGCUCUUCCGUUACGUGCUGGACUUCUUGCGCAAUCAGGCGCUAGUCCUGCCCGAGGGCUUCCGCGAGCGCGAGAGGCUCAAGCAGGAAGCCAGUUUCUACGGUCUGCCCGGAUUGGAGAAAGUACUCGUGGAGAACGGCGAAUCUGGCCAGGCCGGAGCGGUCGGCAAACGCGCGCCAGGAUACAUCACCAUCGGCUACCGGGGUAGCUUCGCGUUCGGCCGUGAGGGUCUGGCCGACGUCAAGUUCCGCAAAUUGUCGAGGAUCCUCGUCUGCGGCCGCGUGGCACUCUGUCGGGACGUGUUCGGCGAGACGUUGAACGAGAGCCGCGAUCCCGACCACGGGAUGUCCGACCGCUACACGUCGCGCUUCUUCCUCAAGCACAGCGUCAUCGAGCAGGCCUUCGACAUGCUGCAGGAGCAGGGUUUCAGGCUGGCGGGCAGCUGCGGCUCCGGCACCGCCGGCGGCAACGCCGAGCAGCUGAAACCUGGCGUGGACACCGAGGAGAAUCGCUGGAACCAUUACAACGAGUUCGUCUUUGUGCGCGAUUAAGGAGCCCCGCGAGCGGCUCCUUCCGCCGAGCAAAGGUGCACCCCGGUUGAUCCUGAUCGUCGUCGACGGCUCGCACCCCUUGUAAACGUGCGGGACGACGAUCGCGGCCGCCGCGAGAGAAGACUUCCUCUGGCACUCGACCGGCUCGAGGUGGAACCGGAAACGUUCGCGAGGACACGUGUAGCCAGCGCGUGAACGGAUGCGAGAACCUCGUUUGGUAGCCUCGUAGCAUCAGAUAAUAAGGAUUGAUACGCGAUGUCAGGCUUAACGGAGAUUCAUAUGCGAAAGUGUCGGACGCUUGUUUCGCGAAGUUCCUAAUUAAUCUCGCCUCGUGAGAGCUUCUCCCGAAGCUACCGGUGUCAUCAGUCAACGUUGGGAACGCGACGUUGCAGAUAAAUAGGAAUUGGGGACACUUCGACCGUUCUGUGAGCACCAGCAUCGCCACCUGAGACACCAGUUCUCGUGAUUCCUUCGCUUCAAUCGAUUCUUUCAUCAGGAUGAAGAUAAUGGACGGGAUGGGAGACGCGACGAGGAUAGAUUUCCGAGUCUCUCGACGGCACCCUCGUCUGAGACACCGACAAUGCUGAUAACGAGGAAUUGAAGCGGCGUAUUAAGGGAAACUGUAAGCCUAUCGAGCUUAAUGUACGCCUACACCGGACAUUUGAAUCGACGCUUGUUGAUGCCUCGAAGGCGCAUUGUAGAAAAUUACGAGCGGCGAGCCGACUCUGAGACCGCGUAUGUUUGCUUACAAGCUAGAGACGUUCCAUGGAAUUUCCGCGCGUGACUAGAGGACGUUUAGUUGUACAUUAAUUUCAUCUGUUAAGUUCAUAGGGUUGAAAACUUCUCGGAAUACAGCGCGUUAAUGUCUCUUGUUGACGGUGCGGCAUGAAAUUGCUGUUCUCGAGAAAAAUCCGAGUCACUUCCAACCACGGAGGCUGUUGCGAGGGAGGGACGUUUAUUAAAAAGCAGUCUCGCGUAAAUCCGCAGGAUGAAAGCCGCCAAUGUCGGGUGUUUCUCAUUGGUGGUGGACGCGAAGUAAGACGGUGAAUGAAACGCACACACGGGGCAAAGCGGAUCGGGGCGGUGGGUUGUGGGCUAAGGUUGAAAUAUAUCCGCGAACGGACGCGACUUGACCGCUUAAAAAGGCAAUGGUGUCAGAUACGUCAGUGAUAAAUGUUGCCAACUAGGACGGGCGAGAAAAUGUAAGAGAGAAAAGAAACACAGAUGCGACCUGGGAGAUCGUGCAAUCGGCCUUGCGUUGCUUAAAAUCGGAUCGAGCGAGCGGACACAAGAGAUUUUGCUUCUCAUACGCGUCUGAGAUGGAAAAAUUGAAAAACAAAAAAUUCUGGGCGAACACCUGAUAAUGAGACUAUCGUUUAAAGAAAGCUUCCGGUGCUAGUCUACUGUUUUAAUACUGGCAAAUGAUUGAAGACGAAGUGGUCAAUUGCCAGACUGUAGUCAGAUCGGGUAGUGACCGCCGAUCAUUAAUCAGACCAAGUUAACGGCGCGUUGGAAUGCUUCCUUCCGGUAGAAAAUAUGCGUGAAAAAUUAGCGGAUCAAGGACUCGUAAAUAAUAUAAUAGGCAUGCUCGGUGAAAAUGAUCUCUUCUGGAUGAACUUGGUUCAAACAGGCGACUAGCUCCGUUCUCGAUGUGGGCGGUGAGGCUUGUUGAAUGCGUGUUCUUGCGACCCGACACGAUGUCAAACGUGCUAUUCAAACGACGGAACGUCAGACACGUCUCUCUCCUAAUAAUUCUUCGUCAGCCUCUUAAAGCACGAGAGGGUCAACGCUGUUUCCUCUUUUUUUUGUUGCUUUAGAUUCCCUUCUUCGUAAAAUGGUAUGUAAAUAAGUGUGGCAGGUAACUCGUAGCUUUUAAUACUUGUCGACUUGCGGAAUGUCGCGGCACGAUAGAGUCAAGAUAUCGUUAUCAAAUUACAGUGGACUUAGUGAAUAAAUUUGUUAACAAACUCGUCUGGAUAAUAUUUUUGAAUGAAGGCAAAAUUCAAGAUUCCUCUUUCUUUUUGAUAUAUUAGAAUCGUGGCAUCUGUGGAACACAGAUUUGAUGAAGAAAGCUUGAGGAGAGAACUCAAAGACAUAGAAAAAUACGUACAAAUUACAAAUCGAAUAUUAUGUAGCCGCAUAUAGUAGUGACUUGAUACGCAUUAAUACUUCGAACAUUUCUGAGCAUGCUUGAAUUUGAAGGUUCAUUACAACCGAUUAUAACUUGAAAUCUUAAUUAUUUUAAACGUCUUUAUUAUCGACCUGUAGAUUAACUCGAAAUAGCAGAUGGCAGACAUUUAUUUCGAGCUCUCCGACUAUUGCACGUCGAGACAUGCAAUGUAUCAUUUACUUGUUUGUUUAUUACGGGUAAUUUUAAUUAGUUUAAACAGGUCUUUAUUAUCGACCUGUAGAUUGCCUCAAAGUAUCAGAUGGUAGACAUUUAUUUUAAGCUCCCCGACUAUUGCGCGUCGAGACACGUAGUAUAUUAUUUGCUUGUUUGUUUAUUACGGGUAAUUAUUCACGUGCUUUGUGAGGUAAGACUUGAAAAAUUCAUCGCGAUUACAACCUGUCGCAACAGGUUAUCGUGUAACGGACCAUAUUUAGUAACUGCUCCGAAAAUGCCAACUGAAACAAAGACAGAUAUUAAGAAUUUUGUUAAAAAGAAUUUUAUUGCUUUCUCGUUAUCGUUAUCGAAGAUGCAUAACGUGAAAAUUUUCCUAAGAAUACUAUCGAUGUAAUACAUCUUGCAUUGUAACGGAGUUUCGUAUGUACAUAGUACAGGAUAACACUUAUUAUUAUGACAAUCGAUGAAUUUACCAGAUGAUUCGUAAGACGAAUGUGUAAUGUUAACUCGAUUUAAAAUAUACGUUUAACUGUUUAACUCCUAACUUUUUAACGGGACAACAGAAUCAUGUACUGCGAAAGAGUAUACUAAUGCUUUACGAGAUUUAAGAUGAAAAUUCACGAUUGGAUGUUUGGUGUUCAUAAUUUUCGCACGGGUUGCGGUCGUUCAAAAGCAAUUUAGAAGCGAUGAUGCGAAUCGCGGCUGUUAUCGUUAGCGCGUGGUUCGCCGUUCGAUGAACGGUGCAUCUGCGUCCGCAAUGGAUUGAUUUAUAAUGACGUUACGUUCGGUUGUGCGAGUUAUGCGUGUCAACGCGAGGCGUUAUAUGUAACCGAGAGUGGACAUGAUACCACCCACACAGGCGCGCGCGCGCGCGUGUGUGUCCGAGAAAAUUUAAUUCAUCGAUUUCGCGCAGCCACAGAAACGGUUAAUCCUUGCUACGUACUGAAACACCUCAGGAAUGAUGCCAGUUGCUAAAACACGAAGGACAAUGUUCCGCGUUGGGCAUGAGAGCGUCGUUAUUGCGCAAUACUGGACGGGUGAAGGGUGAACGACGUGUUCGAGUUUCCAAGUCCGCGUCUUGCGUGGAGACCAGCUGUCAGAUGACCUGCAAUUGAUCAUGAUGAUGACGACGAGUGCGCUGAGUGAUGUAUUGGAUAUAUAUAUCGUGCUGGGAAGCUGUAUUGAUUAAUAGGAGGCAGCGACACUCUGUAAUCGUUACGCGAUUACUUCGUUUAGUAAAAUCGCCUACUUCCACUUUACUUUGUACAAAUGAAGACAUUCAGGUAAAUCAAACUUGUAAGAUAGUAGACGGACGUUACAGGAGAUUAAUGUAAGGGAAUCCUACGUAGAGCGAUGGCGAACUCCAAUUUACUUUAUUGCAACACGGACAGAAAUUUCGGUCCUCUCCGAGGGUACAUAUCACACGGACGUUUGUUUUUCGACGUACCUUUAUUUAGCACACUCGUCGGCGUGGCCGUUUAUAUCGAGCUGCUCGAUUUACGACAGAAUUCCACGUCGAUUUCUGAUUCGUGGAUACAGUCCACACGCGAAAUUGGGGGCCCAAAGCAAAUAUUUAUUGCGACACAUCGAGCGCGUUCGAGUUAUUUCGCUAUUGGUAACGCGCCUCGAGAGUUGAUCAACGAUCAAUUUUCGACUACCUGUACUGGUUCGUCUAUAUUGUCAGAUAGAACUAAACUGUAUUUUCUGAUCUCUAUAUUGAUUUCUAAGAUACUGCAAGCGAUUUUCAAAUAUAACGGGAAGACACAUGUAAGUGUGCUCUCUACUCAUGUGUGCGCGUUAGUGUGUUGUAAACCUCCUAGACAAAUUAAUAUACAUUCAUAUAUUCAUUUUACUCGAUUGUACUUGUGUAUCUGCAGAAUUUUCCUCCGAGUUACAUUUAUAUAUUUCUUACGCCUGUAACGCAAAUGUUACGCAAGCCUGAGCUUUGUCGAGAACCUUAUAGAGAUAAAACAGUUUUAGUAAAUUUAAAAUAAUGCACAAGAUUAUUUGCUUGCCUCAACAAAUUUGUCCCAGUGUAUGCGUGCAUGAGGAACAUCGAGAUCGACGAUUCGCCGAUUGAUCAUAUCACGCGUCGUGAUACGGAGGCUCUAUUCCAUAGCUUUAGAAGCAGCGCAUUACAAAUCGCCGUGAAAAGAAGCGAGCUACGAGCAAACAAAUUUGACAGGAUUCAAGUUUCCUUUUAAUUCCAUCGAAUUUCGUCGAAGGAUUCGAAUUUCACCAAAAUCGAUUCGAUAUUCGAAUUUCUCUCGGAGCAUAAUGUUAUAUUUUCACACAAGUAUGUUUGAUCAAAUAGGCCUUUCACUUGAGUUCGGCGAGACUCUUUUCGUUGCAGCAAAGUUUCUGUAAAUGCUAUUGAAGUUUAGAGUUUGAUGUUAGUGUUCCAAGUUUCGGUUGAAAAAUAUAAUAGGGGAUACACAGGAAGUAGUGGAGGAAUAAUAUUUAAUUAUGAUCGGAUCAUUUUUCAAUUUAUAUUUGCGAUAGUAAAACACACCACUCUACAGCAGAUAUUUAAAGGCAUCUACUCGUAACGACAGAAUGAUUUAUCUCAAAAUGUUUUUUUUUUAAAUUAAAUUAGGAGACAUCUUGACCAAUGGAAUUUAGACAUAUAAAGUACUUAAUACUUGCAUACUUAUAUUUAUUCAUUGGACGGGUGAGAUAUUUUCCGACGCAUUGCAUGUGGUUUGACGUUCUUUGAGAAAUGGUCCGACCAGAAAUUGCAACGCAUGUCGUGGGGAGACUUGAUUUCCAUAUUUGAAACUCGGAAACUGUUUAUUGAGGAGAAUUCAACGAGUAGAAUCAGAAUGGUGUUAGGUAGAGUGUAAGACUGUGACGAAUAUAAAAUUAUUGUACAUGUAUAUACAUAUAUAACUAAGUGAAAAGAGAAAAAAAUAAAAGAAUGAAAUGA